Molecule: messenger RNA, 1315 nt
Organism: Pectinophora gossypiella (pink bollworm)
Lineage: Eukaryota; Metazoa; Arthropoda; Insecta; Lepidoptera; Gelechiidae
Gene: CTL4
Exons: 6
Coding region: 274-939 (221 amino acids)
Source: RefSeq, a predicted model, not a curated record
CACUCACUGAUGCACCUCACACACAUAAGUGAAUUGCGGACAAAUAAAUAACAAAAGUUCGGGAAAAAAGAGUGCAAUUUUAUUUAUUUAUUCAACAAGCUUUUUCAUUGCCCAUAAAAGGUUUUCGUGAUCUCGUGUUGGAAUUAAUAGUUAAGGCACUCGUGGUCUGCAUAAAUAAAAGAAAGCGAACUUGAUACGGACACCUGCCCAGGCGAUACUGACUUUCGUCAGAAUCUACGUCGCCAAAGCACAAAUAGUGGACUUUCAUUCGCGAUGAGCCGGCAUACCUGCCUGGCAGCUGCGGCCUUGCUCGCCGUGCUGUGCGUGGUAGACGCCCAGCGCCGUCUCGCCCUUCCCGACCCCAGGAGUUGCGCUAACAGAGUCCGUCAUUCGACGUACCGCGACGCCCGAGGAGUUCUUCACUCGUACUUCUUCAGUUGGGAGCAUGCGCCUACUCGUAACCUGGAGGUGGAUUGGCUUGACGCGAGGAACAUCUGCCGACGACACUGUAUGGACGCCGUUUCCUUGGAGACGCCUCAGGAAAACGAGUUCAUAAAGCAGAGGAUAGCUCGCGGAAACGUGCGCUACAUCUGGACGUCGGGCCGCAAGUGCAACUUCGCGGGCUGCGACCGUCCGGACCUGCAGCCGCCGAACGUCAACGGCUGGUUCUGGUCAGGCUCCGGCGCCAAGAUCGGACCCACCACGCAGCGCAACACCGGCGACUGGUCCUACACCGGCGGCUACGGACAACCCCAGCCUGACAACCGUGAAGCCGCUCAGGGCAACGACGAGUCGUGCCUGUCCAUCCUGAACAACUUCUACAACGACGGCAUCAAGUGGCACGACGUGGCGUGUCACCACGUGAAGCCGUUCGUGUGCGAGGACAGCGACGAGCUGCUCAACUUCGUGCGCUCGCGCAACCCCGGCCUGCGCCUAUGAGCCCUCUCCGCGCCUCACCCCGCACACUCGCCUUCUAGUUGUUUAGAUGGCUGGCAUUGUACAAAACCAAGUGGCUAUCUAUUUAAGUUAUUUAUUAAUGUAACAAAUUAUUAUUAUCCACUUUUGGUACUUAGAAUUUCUCUAUUUAAUUUCUAUUCGCGAAAAUGUAACGUGAAGUAUUAUUAACUUUAUCUUGUAGAAUAAAUUAAUCCUGAAGCGUCACUACUGUAAAUUACUGUAAACAACAAUUAUCAAAAAUUUAAGGUCAGUCAUCCUUUCAAUCACUGAACUGAGUAUUUUUUUUGUAAAAAGCCUUGUUUGCACAGAAUAGGAUUAACUUAUAAGUAUUAGAAUAAUAAAAAAAUACAUUUAUAAA